This is a messenger RNA of Arabis nemorensis, 669 nucleotides long. Lineage: Eukaryota; Viridiplantae; Streptophyta; Magnoliopsida; Brassicales; Brassicaceae. The record is from the annotation of a GenBank genome assembly.
AUGAAUAGGUUUGUACUACUGUUUCUUUUUCUACUGCAAUUCUUCUCCAACAAAGCAGAUUCUCAGCAUGCAGAAGGAGAGUUCGGCUUCAAUGGCUACUUGUAUGACAGUUAUGGAACUGCCAAUCUUGACUCCAAUGGCUUAUUGGAGCUAACAAAUACGACCGUUCAAAGAACUGGUCAAGUUUUCUACAACUUACCAGUUCGGUUCAAGAACUCAACAAACAGUACUGUUUCAUCUUUCUCAACCACCUUUGUUUUCGCUAUAGUCUCUCAGUUUCCAACUCUUAGUGGCCAUGGGAUUGCUUUUGCCAUCUCUCCUACCAAAGGCUUGCCCUAUAGUUUUCCUUCGCAAUUUAUGGGGCUCUUUAAUAUCUCAAACCAUGGGAGUUUCUCCAAUCAUGUUGUAGCAGUUGAGUUUGAUACAAUCCAAAGCAGUGAAUUUAAUGACAUAGAUGAUAACCAUGUUGGCAUCGACAUCAAUAGCUUGAAUUCAGUGAAAGCUUCUACAGCAGGUUAUUACGAAGACGAUGGUACUUUCAGGAACAUCUCUCUUAUUAGCCGAAAACCGAUACAAGCAUGGGUUGAAUAUGAUUCCUCAAGGAAACAACUUAUGUCACACUUCAUCCUAUUCAUGUCUCUAAGCCAAAGAUUCCACUGCUUUCUCUAA